UGCCUUGUUGCCUGGUGAAAGAGGUACAAAAUGGCUUACAGCGUGACUCUGAAUGGACCUGGACCAUGGGGUUUCCGACUGCAAGGGGGCAAGGACUUCAACAUGCCUUUGACCAUCUCCAGAAUCACCCCUGGCAGCAAGGCAGCACAGUCACAGAUGAACCAAGGGGACCUUGUGGUAGCCAUUGAUGGAGUCAACACUGACAGCAUGACCCACUUAGAAGCCCAGAACAAGAUCAAGUCAGCCAGCCACAACUUGAGCCUCACUCUUCAGAAAUCUAAACGUCCAGUGCCGGUUUCAACCACAGCGCCCAGAAUUGACUCUCCCAGGGCUGUAAUUCCCCACCAGAAGGUCAUAACCAACACCGCUGCCAACACGGAGUUCACGGAGCGUUUCAACCCCAAUGUCCUGAAGGACUCUGCCCUGUCUACACACAAACCCAUCGAGGUGAAAGGCCUAGGCGGCAAGGCUACGAUAAUUCACGCCCAGUAUAACACCCCCAUCAGCAUGUAUUCCCAAGAUGCUAUCAUGGAUGCAAUUGCAGGCCAGGCACAAGCCCAGGGUGGAGAAUUUGCUGGUACCCUUCCUAUUAAAGAUCCUCACGUAGACAGUGCCUCUCCGGUGUAUCAGGCUGUGCUUAAAACUCAGAACAAGCCCGAAGAUGAAACCGAAGACUGGAGUCGCCGCUCUGCCAAUUUGCAGUCUAGGUCUUUCCGCAUCCUUGCCCAGAUGACUGGAACGGAGUACAUGCAAGAUCCGGAUGAAGAAGCCCUGAGGAGGUCAAGGGAAAGGUUUGAAACGGAACGUAACAGCCCACGCUUUGCCAAAUUGCGCAACUGGCAUCACGGCCUAUCAGCGCAAAUCCUUAAUGUUAAAAGUUAA
Messenger RNA from Charadrius vociferus (killdeer), 882 nucleotides. RefSeq names its product LIM domain binding 3 (gene LDB3). Gene Ontology annotation, biological process: muscle structure development; heart development; actin cytoskeleton organization. Gene Ontology annotation, cellular component: adherens junction; Z disc; stress fiber. NCBI's taxonomy places the organism in Eukaryota, Metazoa, Chordata, Aves, Charadriiformes, Charadriidae. The coding region runs from base 31 to 882 and encodes 283 amino acids. The record is from RefSeq and is a predicted model, not a curated record. Gene Ontology annotation, molecular function: muscle alpha-actinin binding; actin binding. The transcript has 8 exons.